Molecule: messenger RNA, 4401 nt
Organism: Actinia tenebrosa (Australian red waratah sea anemone)
Lineage: Eukaryota; Metazoa; Cnidaria; Anthozoa; Actiniaria; Actiniidae
Product: cilia- and flagella-associated protein 337
Molecular function (GO): protein binding; calcium ion binding
Source: RefSeq, a predicted model, not a curated record
CUUCAAAGUAAAGAAGCAGUCUGGAAAUUCUAGUUGCGAUGAAUUAAUGAGGAGAGAGCAAGCGUGCGAGUUUAUAUAUUAUCUAGAACAUUAGUAAGUCGUACGAGAAGCUCAGUCAAGAAAACUUGACAUCUUUAGCAUAAUUUACAAAUACUUGAGCAUAAGUCAAACUGAAGGAGGAGCUGAGACUUAGGACUUUGCCCCAGAAAAACCACAAUGGAUUAAAGGGAAAGUGAAUACCAUAUCUCGUGAGGUGAAGUGCCACCAACGUCACGCAAUGAUGCCAUCAUUUCUAACUGUCCCCGGUACUAAUGGCGAUGGUCAACGCGGAUCUAUCUCGUUGGGUUCUUCUCGUGGUUUAUCAGCGUGUUCCAAGACUUCCCAGACGUCGGGCUCUACUCUUCAGCUCCGUACUGUAGUGAGGAUGUUGGCCCCUGUUAUCUGGUCGAACUUGGAAGCGAAAAGAAAGCGAGAGAAUCCGAACUAUAAGGGUCAGUCGUUAGCCAGUCCAAGCACGAUGACCGUUGCUACUGACGACAGCAAUGGUAAACUGGUGGAGCCAAUUCGUCUUGAAGAACAGCUUGAUAUUCACAGUCUUGAGGAACUGAUGUACAGGUUCAAGACUCACAUGUCGGACAAGGCAGCGCUCAGGAAAUGGAAUGCGCGCAGGGGAGCUCCUCUCUCCACCCACGUGAGUGGCUUGAUGACGAUGGAAGAGUUUCGAAGUACCUUGUCUGAUCUGGUGAACGUGGAAAGCUGGGACACAGAUCGAGCUGCUGUGUUUGAAAACGAAAUGGAAACGUUGUUUACUAAGGUUGAUAUUGCAUCAGACGGCCUGGUAGACUGGGACGAGUUCUGUACGUACAUGAUGAUUCAGUUCAAAGAACACGACGUGACUACCAAAUAUGGAAAAGGAUCGUUCAACCCUAAAAUGAACAUCGCUAGGAUAGCACACAACAAGGAGACGACGAUUAGGACACUCAAGGACUUUAACCCCAUGAGAUAUGUGACUGUUAGUAAGGAAGGAAUCAUCGGCGUUUGGAGUACAGAGCUAGAACUUCAGCGGAUUAUCGAGAUGGAAGGACGCAGCCCACAGGACAAGGCCAGUAACAAGAGACACAUUAAGAUGUGGGUGACUGAUGCUGUCACUAUGAACAACGUACAUAAACUAGUCGUUGCUACUACUAACAUGGACUUGCACUUCUACGACAUGUCAACCCCUAUUUAUACACCUCAAUAUCAUCUCUGUGCAUUGGGUAACGUACCCCUGUGUAUGAACUACUUCUACGACAAGAAGGAUAUUUCAUUGCACGCACGGUUUGUGACCCACCUCACCCUGGGGACCAUCCACAGUGACUGGGUUCGUCGUGUUCAAUACGUACCCGCCAAGGAGUUCAUCAUCUCGUGUAGCGGAAGCGCGCGAGACUCGUUGGUCGUUAGAGACGUUGAUGACAAGAAAAGGAAAACUUAUGUAUUCAAAGUAGCAAAGGGUAUCGAUUGUUUUGAUUAUAACCACACCCUCAAUGUCAUCGUGACGGGCGGGGUCGAUCACGCGGUACGUGUGUGGAACCCUUACGUCACAGUUAAGCCAAUCGCCAUCAUGAAGGGACAUCAAUCGUCUAUCGUGGACCUGAUUAUACACGAGACACUGGAACAGGUUUUCAGCUACGACAAGGAAGGGAUCCUCAAAUGCUGGGAAAUCAAAGAACAAACUUGUAUUCAAAGUCUUGCUAUUCGGGAUCCCUUUGGUCACCGUGUUCCUGAACACGGCCCGUUUCCUUUCUGUCUGAUUGGUAGUCCCAUUAACUCGCUACUCAUCACUAGUAAUGAUAGUCUGAUCGAGGUCAAACUGCUAGGACUGGGGACGACUAAAGCUAUCAAGACAAGUCACGCAAAACCGCUGUGUGCUGCUGUAUAUAACGAGAAAAUAAACCAGGUGAUCACAGGCUGCGAGGGAUCUGUCAUUUGUUUCUGGGAUAUCUCUACUGGUCGUAAAGUACUCCAGAUACUCGAGGCUCAUGGGAACGAAGAGAUCUCGUGUAUGCACCUGGAUAAGGAAGGCAGUAGAUUGAUGACAGGAGCUAGAGAUGGGUCUAUUAAUGUAUGGAAUGCAAAUAACGGUCAUCUAAUGAACAAACUAGCUGCUUUAGAGGAAGCAGAAGUAACUGGAAUAACCUCCUUUCAUGCAAAGAGCAAGAUUCUUACUGUAGGAUGGCAUAGGAAGAUAAUAACCUACCAUGAUGAUAAGGAGACAUUUGUUAUCAGGCCUAACGCAUGCUGGAAAGGAGGCCAGGUUCAUCAGGAUGACAUUUUAGCUAGUGCUUAUUGCCCUCCAAACUUCCUGGCCACGUCCAGUUUUGACGGAGACAUUAUUCUUUGGUGCCUGGACCGAGAAAAGAUGAUCAGAAUACUGAAAAAGGGAUCCAGGAGUCUAUUUAAAUCAAAGAUGAAGAAAGUUGGGCUGAUAGGACGUGAGAGAAAACAUAGCCGAGCUCAAGUGCAAGCCAAGAGUAGUGCUUUCUCAGCGGUUGACCGACUUAUGUUCUUAACGGCAAGAGCACAAAGCAAAGCACAAGAAAGUGCAACCCUCAUCUCCUCAGAAAAUGGAAACCUGGAGUUUUGGUGUCUCUAUGGCACUGCAAAACCAAUGGGUACAUUUUGUGCGGCGAUAGGAGAGAAUGGCUCUAUAUUGGCCCUAGCAACAGACAGUAGUAAUAACAUCCUUCUAACAGGUGAUUCCAAUGGUUACAUAUCGAUAUGGGACAUAAGUAAUUACUGUAUCUCUCGAGCAGAAUCUAUCAUUGCACAGGUCUGGUCUACCACUCAGCGCAUGUCUAGUAUGGACGACAUUGCCGAGGCCCCUCCCCCUAGGAUGAUUUCAUGGCAAGCGCACUCGGGAGCUGUGGUCAGUCUUGAGGUGGUAUCACGUGAUGGUAGGACGUUUGUUAUCUCUGCUUCGAGCGAUUGUACAGCAAGAUUAUGGACUUUGAAAGGAGACUUCGUUGGCAUGUUUGGCCAGAAAAAGAUGUGGGAUACUGAUGAUGAAUCGACGUACAAGUAUGUUGGGACAUGGAACGAAGAGAGUAUGGCGGACAGUGAAAGAAGUACAGUUUGUGGAUCUAUAUCUCCAGAACGAGGUGGUCGUGAUGACGUUAGUGCUCCCGCCAUGGUUACACCUGAUGAUAGUGACCGAAUGGACACAAGUCCCAACAGACCUGAAAGUUCUCCAUCAGAGCCACAAAACAGCUUCUUACCCCAGAUAAGCCCCGACAACCAACCAACAGAUCAAAAUAAAGACGAUUCCCUAUUGAAGAAAACAAGCGAAUUCCAGCGAUCGAUGACCAGUUAUGUACUCGACAGACGAAAACCUGAAACCUGGUCAAUUCUAGGUCAUAAGUACAAUGACGAGUUUCGACAACGGAUGCAAACACGUCAAUCAAGAAGGAAUUUCAUGGGAUAUGUAGAUCAGAGGUUGACGUCGUGUGCUGGUCUUGCUAACAAAUGCUCUCCCUUCCAAGCACUUCAGAUACCGGCCACGCAAGAAUAUAAAUUACCAAAUGACCUUCCUGUUACAAAGCGCAUGCUCCACAAGGCUGCAAAAGCAAACGCUGACCCGUUCCUUGGAGGUGUGAAUCAAAAUUCCUUACCAGUUCUUCCGGCAAUUAAGGGAUCUGAAACCUUUUUGGCCUUAAACAUGCUGCCAAAGGACCAACCAUCGCAGAUGCAAGGCUCAGAGAAUGCUUCACAAUUUUCGUACCAUGUAGAAUAAAAGGUGAUUAACAUCCUCGUGCCCAGUCCCUUUUCAGCUUUCUAACGAAUAAAUCGAAUUUUGGAUUUCGAUUUUUCGUUAGAAAGUUUUAAAAGCAGGAUUAAGGGAGAGGUUUUACAUCAUUUCGUUAGGGCAGCCAUGUUAGAUGGCAGGAACAAUACGAUCGAUUUAAAUAAAAAGAAUUUAAUUCCCAUAAGGGAAUUACCACAGGCAACCCAAGCUGUAUUAUAUACGUGGGUACGUGAUGGUGCAAAACCUCUAUUGAAAAAUGAUAAAAAGUUUUCAUAUCUUAUGGAACAAGACGUUCGGUGCCAAACGACUACCUGCAACUAUGACCAAUCGUAGGAAGACGUUUCACAGGGGAAAAAUUGAAAAAUAUAUUUUUGUAACAGUAUAAGAUUACUAGAACUUUUCUAUGAUUGCAAAUGUUUAAAAAAGUUGAUGGUUAUCUAAGUCGCAUCGGUGUUUUGUAAAACUCUUAACUGUGAUUUACAGUCGGUCCAUUGCAAAAUAUGGAAAAAAUUCAGCAUCUUUAUCAAUAGUUUAAUUCAUUUAUUUAAUUCAGAAAAAAMCAGAUUUCCCAAUAUUUAUGGGGAAAAACAUUAUUGCAAAACAAACGUAAAAAAAUUAAA